Molecule: messenger RNA, 1113 nt
Organism: Notodromas monacha
Lineage: Eukaryota; Metazoa; Arthropoda; Ostracoda; Podocopida; Cyprididae
Source: the annotation of a GenBank genome assembly
AUGGGGUUCAUCACGGAGAAAUACUUGCGAAAUAUUAUGAGAGGCAGACACACUUCUGCCACGAAACUUCGCAAUACCCCGGAGCUCUUCGGGUAUCGACUGAGCCACAGGUUAGCAGAACCCCGGGACGACUACACGAAAGCAGCACAUGAAGUUAUUCGCGAAAAACCUCCCGGUUUCGUCCCCGCCGAGCUCUCUUCAUCAACCGGAUGCGCGUCGUUUGAUGCCUGCGGCGGUUUAUGUGUUUAUGAAUCCGACUGGGAGGAAAACCCCAUUUCCGGAAGCUUUUAUAGAUCCCUCAGUGUCUUUCCCGGUAGUUUCAGUGGCGUCAAAGUUUCUACGGUACACGAUGUCAUGCCCCGCCCAGUUACACUUGAAACAAAGUUUGGAGGAAACACCGAAAAAAAAUUUAUGACUGCGAUGAGUGGUGGAAAACGUUAUCGUGUUGCUAGGCGACAGCUGUCGACAGUGUAUAAGCAACGUGUACUGAGUGCAGCCGACUCGCUCGCGGAACACGUUGCGUUUACCGAAGAAAGUCGUCGGUACCCCAGUGCCGUUGUCCCAGGGGCCAAGACCAGUACUGGCACGGGAACUAGUACUGACACUGGCACCGGCACUGGCUCAAAAGCCACUCGACAAGGAAUCAGGAAAAAGCGAAAGAAGCGGUCGAAUGCUGGCACGCACGUACUCGCUCCAAUGAGUCCUGUGCGCCCGCGCGAAGCACGCAAACACGCGGCAUGCCGAAUCGCCGCCCGACACUCUUUUUUUUUUUUUUGGUGUCGACUGUCGACACUGGUCGUCAUCGUCGCCCAUCUUCUUUCCGUCGACGACUUCGACAGGAAUGAUGUUUCUUUCGUGCUGUGGAGUGGGCAUACACGAGAUCCCCGUUCUACCCGAAAUGGCUUCGUCGAGAUAUAUUCAACCCCCAGCUCUGUUUUCACGCUUAUCGUCACGUUCCUCAUUCCGCCGUUUCGCCGGCAGCAGGAGCAAACAGAAACUGAGCUUUUCUUCGUUGGCGAGUGUCAAUACAUCCUUUCGCUGAGCAAAGUUUCACAAGAACGCGAACUGCUGGUUCAGACGAAUUCAGCAAUAAGAAAAGUGAGGCGGGGCUGA